Seminavis robusta is the source of this 1360-nucleotide messenger RNA. Lineage: Eukaryota; Bacillariophyta; Bacillariophyceae; Naviculales; Naviculaceae. The record is from the annotation of a GenBank genome assembly.
AACAGGUUAGAAUUGGAUCUUUUUCCGAUUUCGGAUGCAACUUCCACCCGCCUCAUCAUCAAAGGAUCAAAAGGGGUGAGCGCAAGAAUAAUGAGGCGUUGGCACCUCGGCACCAUAAACCAUCGCAGUGACAACAACCAGCAGUAAUCGGUACCACUUGAAAGAUGAACUCAACGCUAGAAGAUGGUGGAGCAAUGGAUUCACUCCUGGAAGUGCCAGUGGAAGCACAUGAGCAGACUUGGUUCACGAGGAUCUUUUACGCCGGCAUUCUGUUUCACACUAUCCCAGGUGUGGCCAUGAUGCUGGGCGGCUUUGCUAUGUUGAUGAUCUGCUUAUUCCGUGCCCGAUCCUUGCGUCCUGGUCAAUCCUUUAGUUCCGCCUACAUUCCUGAGAGGAACUAUGGACUCGUCCAAUGCGUUGCGAGCGGGCUGUUUGUCUUGAUCAUUUUGGCCACGCUGCGGCAGAUUACCAGUCCCUGUUUUACCGGCGCUGGCAGCGCCUCCUGGUUGUGCUGGCUGAAUCAACCUGGACAUGUUGCUAUGUAUGGGUCUUAUGCCAGUGUUUGCCUUGUGGCAUUGUUGGAGUCUACCGGCCGACUUUCAAUGGAUUCCUGGAGGAUUGCACUUGUCCUGUGUUGCUUGAUGAACUACCUUUUGAUGGCAGGACAUUCCGACAUGAAACCCACUCUCGAGGAUAAAUUGACUCACAAAAUUUGGGGAGACAUUGAAUUGUAUCAUGCCGUCAUUCUGUUCUAUUCUGUUUAUAACGCGUCAAGCUUGCCCGCUUACUUGGGAACUUGGAUCAUGUUUCUUCUGAAAGGAUGCUGGAUUGUUUUGUCAGGGGUACAGCUGCAGUUUCAUAUCAUGGACAUGGAAGUGAUUCGACCGGUAUUCGUGCUACUGGUGCUCUUCUUCACAGGCGUGACUACCGUCAUUGGGGCCUUUUUUGGGAACAUUCAUUAUCAAUCCGAUUUGUCGCUUCGAAACAAGAGUGUCGACAGCAUGAACAAUGACGCAUACCAGACAAGGAAUACUGCUGGGAUUUUAGCAGAAGGAGAAGACUACAAGCGCUUGUUGCAGUCGUCGGAUGAUCAAAACUCGCUGUUUGAGAAUGAACAAAUUUAAUUGUCAAUUGAGUGUGCCCGCAAGGAGAGACUAAACUAGAAAAAGUGACGAGAAAAUUUGCCGAAACAUGUUUUAUCGUUGAGUUAUUAAAGUGCCUUUGACAACUCUUCAAUAGUCGGAACACAGGCUUGGCCCUAUGCCAAGCCUAGUAGUCAGUUGACAGCGUACCGGUAAGGUCUCUGUUUCAACACCAAGACCAACACAUCUUACCUAACACUGGGACCUCUUCCAAGUCC